CGAACAGAAAGAGAAACUCGAUAGAGGCAUUUCUGAGAAGCGACCGUUCGGACUUGCAUGUGUCUGCAUUACACGUAAGUAUCAGUACAUUUCUAGUUAUUUUUUGAAUUUCAUUUCAAAUCAAAUCAUUUUGACUGGCUCAGUAAAUCAGUCUUCACUCCCACAUCCCGUUCCUUAGAUAAUCUCUGAAUUUGAUAUGACACGUAGCAUUUUUACAAUUGUUCCGCUAUUUGAUAGAUUAUACAUGUGUUCUUAUCAGUCUACUCUUGUUUUCCCAGGCAACUCUAAUAUUUUCAUUUUCAUUUUUCAUCUAUUAAACUGAUAAAUCUUCUUUACCUAAACCGACUCUAAACGGUAAAGCUCUCUUUUCUCCAGAGAAACAGAUUAAUUGAAGCGAGAAAACGUCAUCAUGUUACACGGAAUCGCUGGAAUAAUGAACGCCACUCACUGAUCGAUGCCAAUUCAGCGGAAAUGAAGAAAAAAAAAAAAAAAAAAAAAAGAGAACUUCCUUCAAUGAAUUGGCUUUUUUGCUGUUCGCCAAAGAAAUUUUUACCAAUUUUUAACGAUUUCUUAAAACAUGCUUAUAGAUAAAUUGAAAUGACGUUGCAUGCUAAUAUGAUUUUGAUAUCAGAGAAUUUGUAUCUUCCAACAAGCCCCAUCUAGAUCAACGAGGCAGUCGUGUAAAAUCUUUGAACAAGGAUCAGCUUUAAACAACCUUUGUAAUUUGUCAAUAUUUAUUUUCCGUUCUUUUAUUUCGUUUUCACCAACAGUCAAACCCUCUUAUCAAAAAAGAGGCACUUAUAGAGAAACAAGCUAUGUUAAUGUCCUUAAGAUCUUUUAAUUAUACACGGAAUCUUCGGCACUCAACGCGCUGAUGUUUUGUUUAGGAAAAAAAUUCGGCUUUUGUUCUCUGAAACAGAAAUCCUUAGAAGUUAAUGUCAUCUAAAAUUCAUCCGGCUUCAGCUAUAAUUUCGAUUUGUCGUUUAACUUAAGCUUUCAAAAUCAGCUUUCUUUCGGUGUGUAAAUGUUGAGAUAAAUAUUUUGCAUUGCAAUUAAAACCCAUUUCCCUCGGAAGAAAAAAAUCUUUGCGAAAUCACGUAAAGGAAAGCUAUUCUCGCUGGAGCGUUUCAAGUUUUUGUUGUGGUCAAAAUUCCGCUAUGACCAAGAUACCCUUUUUAGUGACGCAGUUGUAUCGCUGGUUUCCGGUUCCUUUGACUGAGAAGAUUUUGCCGCAGGGGACUCUUCAGUCAUUGAUAUUGGAUGAUGUGAUGUAACAACAGUUCCCGUAUGAAAACAUCAGCUAUAAGAAAAAUUAUUGACAUUUUCAGACACUUUCGAGAAAUUUCAGAGACCUGUAAUAGCCCCUGAAAAGAAUCAAGGAAAUAAUGAUCAAUUCUAGGUAGGUACCUAUUAUCAUCCAUAAAACAGAUCCAAUAUCACAAGGCGGUAUCAAUUUCCAAUUAUACUGAGGAAUCAGGUUAUCUCCUGGUCUUAGAGACCACUCUUUUUUAUUUAGCUUUUUAAGAUAAAAGUAUUCAGGACUUUUUUUUACAAAGAACUCCGCGGAUUGCUGGUAUAAUGACGCAAUAGUCAAGAGCUUACUUGUUAUUCUAGGAGAGCGCGAAGGCCCAAUAGAGCUGAAUAAAUUAACAUGAGGCAAGGAAAGACCUUGGCUCAAAUAUAGUCAAUUUACACGUUUAAAAUCGUGAUUAGCGUUAGUCCAAAAGUAUCUCUGUGGUGUGCAGGAGCACAUACAUGAGGAAAAAGCAUCCGCGAUCCCUGAACACAAUUCCUUACUUGAUUCCUGCCAACUAAAUUAGUUUGUUUUGUAUUCUAGCUAAUUUUCAACGACUUGACAAUUUUGUGGGAAACUCCAUUCCCAUCUCUCUCUAAGAAGGUUUGUGCGAACUUACACGCGCUAACUCAGCAGUCCUCACGCUUGAUUACGUCAUAUACUGAAAAUUAAUCUUGAAGUCUCGUUUUCAUCACAUUUUUAUCGCUGCCACCGCUUACACGGUUUUUUUAUGUGGAAUUUCGCUUGAGUGCUCGAAUACUUCUUGUACGUAAAACUUCAAGGCCUAUCUUUCAGAUUACUUUGUUUGAUGUGUUUUAGUUAGUCAAUUUAUUCAUCUCUAUCAGGUCUUCCCGCUAUCUUAGGACAAUCAUUAUUCUUUUGAUGACACCAAAAAGUUGUAAGAGUUUGUCUAUGAUAUUUAAAGAGAAAAAAAGGACCUAUUUUCUAUAAUUUUUUUUUUUUUUUCAAAAGCAUAGUACCCCGCAAACUGGUUCGUCGUGAGAAUUAUCCUUGGCCUAGUAAAGUACAGAACGCCCAAAAAGCAGCACUUAAAAUCUUAAAAGUUAUCUUUAAGCGAAGAAAAUUCCCUAUUUAUUUGAAUAGAUUAUUGGCAAGCUUCACAUCUAUGAAAAGAACCGCAAUUUUAAACCCACAUAAUUUACCGCAUCCCAGCUUAAGCCGCAUACGUGUCGCAUCUAUUAGCUUUUCGAACAUGACUGAGGAGUCUCAAAAAUACUUCGUCUCACUUGUCUACUCAAUUCUUGCUUUUAUUAAGAUCAAGAUAAAAACAUUAUAGCGUUUUAAAUAAGUUCUUUACAGCAUCUGUUAUUGAGUUAAUCAUUGAAACCAAAAUGCAUAUUAAGAAUGCAAGUGUUGUGUUGUAAAGAUGAUACUUAUCUAAGUAAUGAAUGUUUUAAAAAAAUCAUUUCGACGGAGAUGAUAUGGAGUUUGGUUCUUAACUUAAACUUUUUCCUUUGUUUUCUUCAGUAAUCUUCGUUUCAAAAACAAUCAGACUUGAUACAAUUUAUGGUAGAUGUUUCAAUUAAAAAUUCAUUCGUUUAACAACGAGUGAAAGAGCGGCAGAUAUCUCUAAAAAAACUGAAAAAAAAAGCGAAUUCAAAACUACCAUAGGGUAAGAAAAGACCUGGAAACAGAAACCAAAAAACACACUAGAAGUUAAAGGGUAAAUGUUGCGUGUAUUUACUAUUUUUUUCUAGUUUUUCUUUUUGUUUGUUUCUUUGUUUUUUUCGGUUUGUUUUAUUUCGUAUUUCUUUGUCUGAUACCUGUUUUCUCAAGAGUUCUCCUCGUUCUAAAACUGAAUGUAUCUACGAUAAUGAGCAUUUUGAUAUAAAAAAAAUCGAGCCUAUUACAUGUAAGAGUGGAUCGAGUCUUCGUUGUUCAUAAAACUUAUCGUCUUUGUCUAUUUUCAUUUUUUUUUAGCGGCAAGAUGAAGCAAUCUCCCACUUGGAUAUGUAUCUUAUUCUAUUUGACAUCACUGUUUCAUAACAGUAAGUUAAACACAACGACAUUUUCAACCCCAGCAAAUUUUUACCAAAUCUCCUUCAGAAGGGCUCAGCGGACCAAGCAGCGUAAUUUAGCGUCUCGAUCAUAAUUCUACUGACGGGGAACCUUGCCUGGCGAAAUAAUCUUUGAAUUCACAUUCUCUUGGGCCUUCUUACCAUUAUACGUGCAAUUAAUAAUACCUAGUCAAAAGUGUUGGCCGGUGAUGAACCGCUAUUUCAGUCCCUCUCUAGCUAGCGAACGACGAAUAACGAUAUUAUGGGUUUCCCUUAUAGGUUGCGUUGGAAAGUUGAAGUUUUUGCUUUAAGUGAUAUAUAUAUUUUCUUUUUAUUAUGUAGGUGAACACCGCACAAUCGAUGGAAAGGUAAGAUUAUUGUUUAGUUUUUCAGUUUGCUUCUCAUAAGUUAGUGUGCGUUUCACAAAAUGGGUAUUGCUGAAGCCGAGUAACAUAAAACCACUCGGCAAGGCGUCAGUGAGAAAAGAAAUUUAUGCAGAGAAAAAUUUGAGAUUGUUUGUCGUAAAAUUUUCCGAUGUGAACUCGAUGAAAAUACUCAUCAGCAAUUACUGUUAUUUAACUAGCUAUAUAGAUGUCAAUGUCUUGAAAUCAUAUUUUAAAAAAAUGUAUAUUGCUUUGCGCUGACACGAAACUACGUUAACAUUACACAGUGACCGUCUUGCUUCUUGAGUACCCAGCUUUAAAAGUUCUAUUCCAUUUUGGUGGGGGAGGGUUAUAAAUAGUGAUUGAAAUGUUUUAUUUUUGAGGAUUCUUCUAAUUAGUGUCGUCGCUUAUUUCGGGCAAUGCGACUUACAUUUCCUUUUUGCUUUUCUUCUGUUAUCACCUCUUUCUAGCCCCUCCAUCAUUUGAUGACAGAAGGGGAAUUGAAACGUUAUUUUGGCUCAGAGAACCUGUCAAAUGGUAAGAGACAAUUUUUCUUAGUUUGAAUAUAUGUAUAUUUAGAAGUACAGUGCUAAAUUCCAUCAUGUCCAAUCAGAUAUAACGAGGCUCCUAAGACAUACAUGUACAAUUUUAACACAAAGCUGACUUACAUACUAAUAAAUAUUGAAUAGGUAUCACUUUUUACACAUACGACUCGAAGUGAUGCAUCAUUUUUGCUUUCCUUUGAAGUCCCUGAAUACGAUGUCACAGUGCCGCUUGAGUCAAAGGAUGGCAACUUCGCCAAUUCGUACUCAAUGAAUGGCCGAUUUAGGAGAAGCCUCGAAGAAGACGAUGGUGCGACUUACCACUAUCAUAUUAACGCCUUAGGAGAAAAGCUACAUCUCCAUGUUAAAAGAAACACAAAAUUUAUGGCUCCUGAUUUAAUGUUGGAAACCCGUGAUGGGAAUGGACAGAGGGUUUCCAGACCAGUGUCCAGGGAUGCGUUUGUGACCGGCUCAGUGGCUUCGGAUCCAGAUUCAGUGGUUGCAUUGAGUGUUAGAGAAGGGCUGGUAAGAUUAUCUAUGGAAGGGCACCUAGAGGGAGCUAUGUUACAAAAUGAGUCAUUUUUUGCGCCGAGCAAAAAUUGUAGUUAGUUCAAUGGCUACAUGUACCGACGAAUUUCUUCGUUAUGGGUAUUGGUUUUUACUCCAAACUGUACACCAUCUUGAAUGGAAUUUGAAUUAUAUUGAAACGAUCUGACGAAUUGCAACUUGCAAUUUAUCAGGGAAAAUACAAUUUUCGAACACUAAAACAAACGAACGAGGACCUCCUAACCUUAAAAUCGUUGAUUAAGAAGACUUUCAAAACCAAUAUAGCAAAAUAAAGUUAUCUCCACCAUAACGGAAAAUAAAACAUAUUAUGGAAAUAUAAAAGACAGUAUGAAACAAAGAGGGCGAAAAGAUUAAGACGAAUUGAUAAUGAUGAGUUUUCGAGUUGCGCAAGCUAUGAAUUUUUAAAAACUCCACCAAACGCGAUGAAAUUAGCGCACGUCGGGGCCUCACUGGAUCGUACUAAAGUCUCUAUUUUCCCUUCCCACGAACACUUUGUUCGGCUUUAGCUUCAAUGCUUUUGCUAAUACAGUGUUAAAUUUCCCAGCACAUGAAUUUACUUGCAAACAAGUCCCUUGUGGCUUAGUCUGGGUGUUAAACUUGCUGUAAGCAAAAACCGGGUGGAUUCGGAUUUUCGUUUUCCACGGCUCUGUAUAAUUUGCAUUACACUUUUCUCUAUCGGUAGACUGGUAUAGUGAAAAGAUCACGUGACACUUUCUUAAUUCAUCCUUUACCCAAACGGCUGGCUCGACACUUCGGAGAUAAAGAAGGAGCAAAACCACAUUUGAUUUACCGAAGAUCCUCACAAGAGAACAAUAGGUGUCAAACAAAUACAGGUAAGAGCUAAAGGAGUGAGUGAUGACACUGAAUAUCUCAUGGAGCCCUUCAUCCAAAAGAAAUCCCUCUGACGCUCUGUUUGGUCGUAAGAUAUCUCGUCUUUGAGGAAAAAUGUUUCAAGAAUCUUUCUUGAGAUUUUGCAGUUUUGAUGACGAAGGAAUAGAGCAAUUUUCAUUUGAGAUAAGAAAGUUGUCUGAGACUACAAUGGUUUAGCUUUUUUCUGUUCCGUGAUUCGCCGAGAAAAAUCACGCUACCCUUUCAACCAAUCAGGUGCUAACCCCAAACUAAUCACAACUUGGUCACGCACGUCUAUCUCGCUUUAGACAAUUGGGAAUUCAGUCUCAUAACGAUCAAUUCCUGACUAAGAAGUCCAUACAAAACUCACCACUGAAGACGAAAACGAGCUAAAUCCAACCUGGAAAAUCGAGACUGCUUUUCGUAGGAGCAUCGUAAGUUAGAUACUUUUGGUCAGCUUGCUGAAGGUUUUUCUUCUGCCUAAAAUAGACGGCUUUCUUAUCCGUACCAAGGAAAGGGAAAUUAAUUCAGUUACAUUCAAAGCUUCAUCCAUUGCAUUUACUUGAAUGUUCUGAUUUUCGAAUCUCAUUAGAAACGAUUCCCCGAGAGAGGAGAGCUCGUCGCUCUUCAGAGAGAGCAGGCGGUGUUCAGGAAGACAACCACAACAGCGCAGUAAAUGAUAAAUACUUGGAGGUAGCGAUACUUGCUGAUGAAAGUAUUGUCGAGAUUCAUGGAAAUCACUCCGAGGAAUACCUAUUAGUUUUAGCCAGCAUAGUAAGUUAAAAGGUUCCAAGAAUAUUACUCAUUAUGGCCUUCCAUCUCUCAUUUCCAACCAGCAAAUCACAGUAAAAAUUUCGUCAUCACACUGCUAAGCAACUUUCGGAUGAAAUCUGGAUUUUAAUUUUGUGCAUUAUAACAUGAUCUGUUAGUUAUGCAUUCAAAUCAAAGAAAGAGUCUCUACAAAAUCUGAUUGCUGUACUUUUUCUUUGGUUUCUCUUCCGUUUCCUUUCCUUUGAUUGUGUUUGUUCCGACGCUCACUUCUUUCCUUGACGUCCUACAGGUAGACGCUGGAAUUUUCCAAGAUCCAACUAUCGGAGAGCAAAAGAUCAAUUUUGUAGCAACUCGCCUUGUCUUUGUCAAAAACACUGAGGUAAUUCUUUAAUGUAGAAAAUGGAAAGACCAAAUCGUCUUCAGUUAGCCACUUCACCGGUUAAACCCUUGUUCUGGAAGCGAUAUGUCGUUGAUUUUAUUUCAGAAUUAUCUGGAAAUGAAGCGGAAUGCCUCCUAUCGCAUUUGAAUUCAGCGGAGCCGUCUAUCCAAUUCACCCUUGAGCGUAAAAAGGAUAAAGGAUUGAUUUAAAUGGGUGCAGAGCGGAACAGGGGAAUUUAGAGAUAGGUGUUUAUCGUAAACCUACUCGCACCGACAGAUACCUCGCUUUUGAUUCUCGUCCCCCUAUUUGCCGUAAAAAUUCUGUAGCUAAAACUGUACGCAGGAGGGCGGACUGUCCGCCAUCUUCAUUUGAUUCGAAGGCUGAGGAGAGAAAAUAUGUUUCGGACGUCCUAAAGGUAAAUGGCUAUACCAAAAUAUUUCUGCGUAACUGCAAGAACCAGUUACAACUAGUAACACUCCUGAUGAGAAGGAACCAGCGACUGGUUUUGCUGUUACUCCUUACACUUUCAGGGUGUUGCAGAAACCAUCAAGAUAAUUCUUAAUAGCCACAACGUUAAAGUUUCUCAAAAGCCUUUUCAGAACUUGGGGCAUAUUUUUGCCAAACCUAAAGAUUCCAUCACGAAAGAACAACGAAACGACGCUAUUUACUCUAUUCUGUGCAAUGAAUGUGAUCACGAGUAUAUCGGACAGACCAAACGUCAGUUUGGUACACCUUUUAAAGAGCAUCAAAAAGCGGUCUUCUUCAGCAAAAAAGACAAUUCAGCUCUGUCAGAGCACACAUGCCUAACUAGCCAUACAAUUAGGUGGAAUAAUUCCGGCUAAAAUUAAUCACCACUAAUCGACACUACCACCAGCGCCUACAUUUGAAAGCCUAGCAUAUCAACUCCUACUACUUCUUUCUCUACUAAUCCAUGUAAACCAUCCUCGGCUUCCAAGGAUUCACGAUGAAGUUUAAAAAAGAUAAACACAGCGUUUUUGUUUCACUUAUGAACACUUUUAUCUCCUCACUUUCAUUUUCGGACCGUUCAAAUACCCCUUGACCCAUAAUUAAGUCCCCUUUGACUACAUAAUACUGAAAAUAAUAUUUUUAUUUUAUCUUUGACCAGUUCGGAGCCAAUUCUGCUUCUUCUGGUGUACGUCACUUGGACAUUAUUGGUAAAGUGGGAAAAUGGGCUUCAGAAAACAACAGACCAGAUGAAUCGGAUCCUUUGCAAUUCGACGUCGCUGUUCUUGUUCGUGGGUAAGUCGUGUUAUUUUAGUUAAGUGUUGAUGCGUAGGCACCUCGAAUCUUACCAGAAAUUAAUUACACACCAGCAAGAUUUUCUUUGCGAGUUUCCUUGUCAUGAUCGCCCUUCGUCAAUUUUAGCGAGUGGAGCUCGCUAGAAUACCCACAAGUCUUCUGUAAACCCUUAGUUUAGAGUUAGCUUUAAAUCUCACCUGGGCGCUUCAGUGUUUCGGUUUUACUUUUAAUUCAUCUUAACUAAUGGUUAACCACGACAGUUGGGUUAUGAUGAAAAGUGAUGUUUGUACUUAUCUUGUGCUUUUUUAUUGUUUUUGUUUCAUUUCACAGCGGUGGAAUAGGAGGUUAGUCAAUUUCAAUCAUACCCUUCAUAAAAUUUUCAUAGAAUAAGUUAUUCAUGAUCAAACAGCUGACCAAUGGUGAAACUUAUUUGGAUAGCAUGCAUUUUAUUCCAGGAAGUGGGUACCUAAGUAGAAACAUACAUCGUUUAAAAUAAGAUGCAGUUUUUCUUUCUUAACCUAAGUUGAACAUUGUUUUCAGUCGACUAAGUGUUGUUAACAUAUGCAAUCAACGAAAAAAAAAAUCUGUUGUUGGAGUGCUGACGUUUAAAACAUGACUAUAGGUAAAUUUGCUUCAGUAAUAUUCUAAAAACUUCUGUGUUCAAACCGACAUUUUUCAUUUCGUGUCUCGAUUAGGUUUAGCAUCGUUUGGUGGAGUUUGUAAACGUACCAACACUGUUAGUGUGGUGAGGGAUAGUGGUCUUCAAACUGCAUCUUUCAUCGCACACGAAGUGGCACAUAAGUAUGUUUAUGUUAACUUGGAAAUCCCUUAGAACCUUUAAGCAAGAUACCGUGUUGCAUGAAAAUGUUGUGAGUUUUAAUCUCUACGGAUUUUGCGCGGUUAAAAUGUGAUUUGCUCAUUCUAAUGAAGAUAGAUGCAUACCAGUCAUGUAUCAACUCAUUUUUACUCGGGGGAUUUAAUUUGAACUCAUUCGAAUUGUUAAGAUAAGAAUCACCUUCCCUCUUUGCACCUCGAUAAGUUGAAAAUCGGCGGAAAAUAUACAGUUUGUUUCUUUCCGCGAUAGUGCUCUUCCACUUGAAUAAAAAGUUGCAAAAAAUUACAGUGUUUUCCAACAGAAAUUUCAAUCAAUUUUCAUGCCUCGCGGUAAUCAAACUGAAUAUCCAAUAGAGACCCCAGCUCUUUGCUCUAAGAGAUAUUCGUGAAGGAUACAAAAAAAUGCCAAUAUUUUAGAACGACACAUCAUGAGUUAUGGUUGAUCAUUCAACCCAUGCUACGAUUUCUUUCCGUCUCCUUAACUUAGAACAAUUUGGAGUGCUCCAGCUAGAUGUAAUGUGGUUUUCGUUAGCAAAAAUACUUUACCCUGAAAAAACCUGAGGAAAUUAGCUUUAGGUAUGAGAGUAGACGGGUAUUGAACGAGAGAUCAGUCAAAUCACAUGAAUGCCUACAUAUACGGAGUAACACUUUAUAAACGCAAUCACCACGGCUUAUUGAAGUAAACUCGAUGUUAAGGGAAAAUUGGUUUUAUCAAUUAAGUUGAUAAAGUAAAUUAGCCACCGUAAAGAGAUUUAAAGUUUUUGUUUUGUCGCUAGCCCUUCGUCAACCCUCAGCUCCUUUGCGGUGGCAAAUUUACAUUAUCAACUCGGUUGAUAAAACCAAAUUAUCUUGAACACCCCCACAGACGCAGCACCACAGUUUCUUUAGAAACUUGCCCCUUUUAUUGACUGAAAAAGGUAUUGGUUUCACUCUGCAGCUUAGGGGUACCCCAUGAUUCCAAAGGAUCAAGUAAAAACUGUUCCAACUUUGUUAACGUCAUGUCAACGACAGGACAAGGAGGACCUGGUUCUUGGGAGUGGUCAUCGUGCAGCAAGGCAAAAAUUCAGAGUUUUCUCAAGUAAGAGAAGUCUCGAAAGUACUGAAAGCACCUUUUAUCUUCUCGUAACUUACUUUCAGGCUCCAUCAAGCGUGCCUAAGAAGCCCAUAUAAUAAGUUGAGAGUGGAAAAUUUGACUCCGUUUUGGUCGCUGUAAUCAAAUUUAAAUAUCCUUAUCUGCAAGCAUACAAUGGGCAGUAUCGUUAGUAGAGAUUGCAGUGUCAGACAGAGCAAUUCGUACAAUAUGGAGAAACUCCUGAUCUGGUUGAUAAAAAGGUUCGCUUUCCCAUUUAUUGCUUUCAUAACAGUGUAAUUUCCUUUUUAUUUAUUUAUUCAUUUUCAAAGGAGCAGCAAAUCCACAUGUUUAAAUGAUCCUCCUCCCUCGACUCGUCCUAAGCUUCCCUCUGACUUCUACACCGAGCUACCAGGAGAACUCUUCGACGCAGAUAAACAAUGUUUGUUCCAGUAUGGCCCUGAAUACAGACAAUGUCCGCAAAGAAGGGUAAGAAAAAAAGACUGAUCUAAUCAAAAAAAUUUUUUAAGGGGAGAACCUCCUCGUUUACACUUCAGAUAAAAUACAGGAAGGAAACCAGAUAAUCUUGAACGAUGGUUUGCAAUUUUGAGCAAAUUUAUUAAGGGUAGGUAGCCUGUAAAGAAUGGUUUGACAGUCGAAUCAAGUUGAUUUUUUUUUUUUAAACAGUUGAUCGAGAAAUUCCUUCAUUUUAUUUUUAGAGCGUCUGUGGUUCCCUUUGGUGUACAUCAAACGGACGCAACUGCUAUUCGAGCUAUUUAAGGGUAGCAGAUGGAGCACCAUGCGGACUGCGUAAAGUAAGUUUAUCAUCAAAAUGGUCCUCUAACUCUGCCUGUGGCAGAAUUCUCGCACACGUCUUAAUUCUCUCUAUAGUUCACAGUCCUGGCCGACUUGAAUCAAAUUCUAACCAGUUAAAGAGACGCUGUCAUGCCAUGUUUUUCAAUGGGUCACUGCCUUUUUCACCAGUAGCCAUUCCUCCAAGGCAUAGUAUUGUAAGUCUUCUCUAGUUAUGAAAGUCUACGGUGUUUGAUCAGUGAUAAUCGUUGAAAGACUUCGAUAAUUGAGACACCUCUUAACGGCAUUCACUAAUUAGUUGUAGGGUUUAUAUGGUUAAGCAACGCAAAGUAUUCCCUCCGCAAAAGAAUAAGGAAAGAUAUCCAUGUAAACGGUUUACAGCACUGCUACACCAUAUGAUGAAUAGUAUAGAUGCCAAAGGAAUGAUAGAUCAUUCCUGGACAUCUUUUAAUAUUUUCUCUCAUAGUGAACCCUUGUGAUUUCGCAACGAUCUCGAAUACCCUAAUUCUUAAUUUUUUAAUUAUUCAACGAUUGAAACUAAAGUUAAUCAAAUUCAUAGGAGAAGUCUAUUCGAUGAGCGAAAGAAAUUAAGAUGGUCUUGAACCCUUGGUAUAAAAUUUUUUGCAUUUUCUACACAACUAAUACGCAACUAGUAGAUACCAACAUAACCAGCCAGGCGACAAGACUGUGAAUCUCUAUCUCCUACAUCCAAACAUAAAUUUAGUCUCAACUCCACUGCUGUUCACGACUGAUGUUUCUCUUGCAUGUAAUUACAAUUCAAGUGGUGCAUUAAAGGCUCUUGCGUCGAUAACGGCUCCCCAAUUAUCAAUGGAGGAUGGAGCGAGUGGUCUAACUACACGGAGUGCUUUCCAGCGUGUGGAAGAGGAGUUCGCCACCGAGGAAGAACAUGCACCAACCCACUGUAAGAAAAACACUCUACUACAAAUGUAGUCCUAAUUUUUAGGAUAUAAUUGGUGAAAACCGAGAUUUUUUCUCGCGAACAAAGUGCAUACGUGUUCCUUUUGCCUUUGCUGGUGGUUUUCAUUUCUCAGUAAAAGUUCCGUCACCUGCUAUUACCUGAAUAGACCUGGCGUGACCCACAUCACUUAUAUCUUCGCCAACAUACAUAGCUUAUGGUACAACUCAUGGACAUAUUGAUUUUCCGCUAAAAAACAAGAGAAGAAAAUUCAUUAUUUCCGAAACAAUUUCGUAAAAUAGAAACUGAGCCUGUUCAUUUUAUUUUCCACCGGAAUGACCGUGUUCCUAUCGCAACUGGAAAGCACUCACAGAAAUAUGAUUCAAAAGCAGUUGCUAAGCUCCUUUUAAUUUUUUCUUUUUUCUUUUUUCUCACAAGACCUGAAAAUGGUGGCGCAGACUGUGAAGGUCCUGCGAUAUCGUUCUGGGAAACCUGUAAUAACGAGGUAAGAGCACUUACAAUUAAAACUUUACUCUUGAGCAAGCUCCCUUGAUAAUCAUGAAACUUCAUUUCUGCUUUGCGCUAGCUGAUAAAUGAAUCCCUCAAAAUUGUUUCUGAUUUUUACACCUUUUUUUCUUUCUUUUCAGUUAUUAUUAUUAAUAUUAUUAUUAUUAUUAUUAUUAUUUUUGUGACUUACCCCAUAUAAACCAAGAAUUGACAGGUUUCGGGACUCCUUACUAUUUUUAUUUCAGGUCCCUUGUAACAUUUCUGAUGGUCAGCCAUCUUUUCGUGAUUAUCAGUGUAAAAGGAUAAACGCUGAUUCCAACGCUUACUAUCCUCCCAGUAAGUGCGCUAGUUUUUUCAAAUCAUUAUUAAGUAAUUGAUAGAAGCGAAAGAUAAGAUAACUUUAGAGAGACAGUUCAUUUGCAAAAUCUUUGGAGAACUCCAUCAGUAAGGUACAACAUUUGGAAUGAAAAAAAUUAAUACGAUAAAAAGGUUCUUUGAUAUAGGUUACAUUACAAUGCAAAGAUGUAUUAUUUCAUGAUCCAGGUUAAAAAGACAGAAAGUAUCGUUCAAAGUCGGGAAAUUCCACUCACGAGACGAAAGAAUUAUCUUGAAGAAACAAAAAUGAGAGAUGCACCAUCUCAGAUGACGUCCUGGCCCACAGAAACGUAUUUGGAUAGCAUAAACAACAAUCUUUAACUCAACAGGCUAAUUAUUGCAAAGAUAUACUUUAAAUAUAUUUAAACACCGAAAAAAAAAAACCGAGGGGGUUGUUGGGAGCUCUAUUCACUCUUAUAUUCUUUUACUACAAAGAUGGCGCCAGCCAGCUUGUAGGUCUGGUGCAUUGGGUGAAGUGAUUUUAGUCUGUAAAGGUCCAAACUCCUCAAAAUUGUUAGCCUUUACAGGCUGAUGUAUACACAUGUAGAGAGGCUUUUGAUAUUUAUCCAUAAAAGGAAAAAUGAUGAUAUUUCUCUUUCAGACCAUAACCCAUGUAGACUUGCUUGUCGAUCAGGGGGCACUUUUGGUUUCUAUGGAAACGUGCUAGACGGCACUCCAUGCAGUGAAAACCCUUACGUGCAUGACGUAUGCAUCGAGGGAGAAUGCAAGGUAUACGGCCAUCUCGAGUUUAUCAUACGGGGCAACUAAAAUUCAAUAGGUUUCCUUGAGUUGCACUGAGUUACACUAUUUAUUUCGAUUUUGGGAAAGAAGUUGAAAAAUAGUCGCCUAUAAAAAAGUGCAACGAUUUUAGAAUAGUGUCUUUCCGUUCUCCUCGGAAAGUCUCCAAAGGAAAGAUUCCCAAGGACGGUUAUGAGAUAAUCUUGAUCAAUAGCAUGCGAUCACGGAUUUCAGCUGUUUAUAAUUGGUGUCAUUACUUAUCAUUUCUCUUUUUUUAAUAUUCUUCUGCUCUGUUCUAAUCUGUUUUUGCUAACUUUUUUCUUUUUAUCUUUUUAUUCAUUUUGUUUACUUGUUGCCGUUAUACGUGCAACUCAGACAUAUUCGCAAUUUACAGGAGUAAAUUUUAUACGAGAGUAAAUACAAGCGAUAACCUCACUGACUAUGUACUUCCUGUAACUAUAGGGGGAAAUUAAAUUUUGGACUUUAUCUCACCAAUUUCAUCAUUCGUUUACUUAUUUUGAUGUCUUUUUUUUUUUUCAUUAUUACAUUUAGUUUCUUAGUUGACUUAUUUUAACGUGAUUUGUUUAAAUUCCAGACGGUUGGUUGUGAUGGUAUUCUCAAUUCUGGAAAAGUAAAGGAUAGAUGUGGCGUUUGCGAUGGAAAUGGGGAUUCAUGUAUAUUUGUGAACUCUAGCUACACAAAGGACUACAAGAAAUGUGAGUUUCUCUACGCAAUGAUACAUAUUUGAUCCUGAUCUCAUAAUUAGAAAGCGUCAGUUCGAUUUUGAUCGUCAAUAUCAGUGGUUUAUUUUUAUUUAUUUUUAGCGCAUUGCAUCACAAAAAUCUCAAUGCUCUUACAAAAAUAGUAGCAAUUUAGGAUCCACUGACACCAUCACAAUAAUGAAUUAUAAUACAAUAACUAGACGAAGAAAUAGAUAAGCAUGCUCUGAUUUUGAGUUUGUAUGUUCGUAAAAAUAAUCAACGGACGGGGUGCUCAUCACGUCUAACGAUAGGUCGUUUUACUAGUCGUGGUGAUAAGGAGCUGGAAAUUGUUAAAUUUAUGCCAAAGUGACUCAUUUGACUUAGAAAGAGGGUACUCUUUGAAUUAAUGGUUGAAAAUUUGUGACUGGAAAGGAUUAUAAAGUCCUUCACAUUAAUGAUCAAAGGCCCAGGAUUGAAAAUCGUACACGUUUCAUCAUUCCGCCACACUUUUUCCAUUCUUAAUUCUUACCACCACCAUUUAGGUGUGAUACCGCUAUGCAGAAAGAUCUUUCGGUUCGCUAAAGUAUACAACUUUCAGCUAAAUGUUAACAUUGAUAAAUGCAAUGAUUGAAUAAUGCAUUAACCGAUUUGAAUUUCCUUUUCAGAUUGGUCCGCAGACACCAUCGUUGUUCUACCACCAAACACUUCCCAUGCGAUCUUCCAGCAGAGAAACGUAAAACAAUACAACGUUAUUGGUGAGAUUUUUUUGGGAACCGUCAUUGGCCAUUGAAAAAAUUGUGAAAAAAAUUCAUCUUAUUAAUGGUCAAUAACAUAAUCAACAAUAAAUGGAAGAGAUGAAAAUUCUGGAAACAUCAACAGCCAUUAUGUGAAUAGAGCACAGCCUUUUUUUUAAGGAUUUUUGAAGUUAAUUACCAAAUCGCUUAUGUUAUGAAGGUGUGCCCACUACCUCAAAUGAGGUCUCCCCCCUUGUGUGAAUAAGUAUGUGACUUGAGAUACAGGAAGGCAGCCGGGAUUACGACGUAUACAAAUAACUCCUUCCUGAUGCUUAACAUUUUCGCCUAUUUGUGGAUGAAUCGAUGACUGUAACAAGUCGAUUUUCAAUUCAUUCGUAGUCUAUUCUCUUCUUGCUGUGGGCCUAAGCUACAGUGGUAGAUGAUUUCCACAGCGUGAAAUCUUUAGUGGAUUUCUGGCCAUCAGUUUUGAUGUUCGUAUCAUCGCAGCUUUAUCGAUGUUGCCUUAAUUUAUUUUCCUUUAUUCAGGUGUUCAAUAUGAAAAAAAAGAUUUGAUUCCAAUACCAACUUGGACAGGAAAGACCAUCUACAAACAUGGAACAAAAAUUUCUUAUAUAAAUGACUACAGAAGUCCAGACCGGUUGGAAAUCGAUGGACCAAUAGCAGUGCCCCUACGAAUAGUGGUAAUUAUAUGAGGAACUAUUAAUGAAAACUGUACGAGAGAUUGAAGCAGCUUCCAAACUGCAUAAGUCAACUGUGACUAUAAGAAGAGCUUUGGAUCUUUUACAGUAGUUUUAAUUUUUAACUCGUGAAUUCUCGGAUCACAAUGUAUAAAUUGUCGCUGUGCGCGGGAUAUCAGAAAACGAGGAAAAUUAAUGUAAACUCGAUGGGUAACCUGGUAAUAAGUUUUUGAUUUCAAAUUUCGAUGAAAAAUUCUGAAGUAUUCACAAUUUCACGGAGGAAGGUAAUAUAAUAAGAAUAUGGCCUGACCGUCACGUCAUAAAUAUUUCCCUGUUAUGUUCAAACUAUUGUUCUAUUCUAAUUAAAGAAAAUGAACGAAGCUUUUAAAAUUAAAAGACAUGUUUCGACAGUUCUUCUGUCAUCUUCAGUUCUGAAUAAUACAAAGUACAAAGUUGAAUUUAAAGUGUGUAACAAAAUGCUGAUUGGACAAUGUAUGCAUUUACAAGGAAAGUUUUAAAUGAACAUGAUAAAAGUCGGUGAUUAAAGUUUCUCCCAUUGAAUGUGGAUAGCUUCUUUGAUUUUAACUACAUUUAAUGGGAGAAACCUACACUUAAUCACUAACUUUAUCAUGUUAAUUUAAGACUUUCCUUGUAAAUGCCUACUUUGUUCUGUCGUUAUUGUUUUUUUUUUGUAUUAUUCAGAACUGAGGAUGACAGAAGAACUGUCUAAACAUGUGUUUUAAUUUUAAAAGAGUCGUUCUUUUUCUUAAAUUCGUUACAUAUCUGCUUCUAUCCAGACUUAUGGUUCUAUUCCCAGCAAAUUAAAAUGCUUUCUUUCGUCGAGUAGUUUUUACGGGUGUGAAACUUCCUCUCUUAAGUUUCUCGUUUUCACAAGGGCUUAUGGUUGCAUAGGAUUCCAUUGACUGGUUCGAUUUCAUUUUUCUCCAUUUUUUGCAGUAUGUUCACCUACAGGCUCCCAAUGUGGCAGUUGACUACCAAUAUUACAGACCACUUGAGUUGCACGAGACUUCUAUGCCACCAACGUGUAGCUGGGUAACAACAAACUGGACUGACUGUUCUACAGGUUUCUCCAUUUAAGAAGUCACUUUUACUGUUAAAUAAAGAAAUACUCAUAAUUGACAACCUAAAUGGUCAAUUAGAGGGAUUGCAAAUAGGAUAUGGAGAGAAACGCAACGCCUAUGCAUGUUACUUGCUAAAAGAGCCACAAAGCCAAAGCAGGCUUGCAAGACUUUCAGGUCCUAUUUUUAACUACUUUAGGUCCUUUAGGGUACUGCAGGUCCUAUUUACAACUACUCGUUUCAGUAGUGUUCUUAGCUGCGAGGAUCUCUUAAUUUCAGCAGUGCAAAUAUAUGAAUUUUCAUAUAUCUAAAAUCGAAAUGAAACAUUUUGCCGGCAAAAGCUCGGCCGACUGGUUGGCCAACGAGUCGGUCAAUUAUCAAAGGAUAGCUGACCGUUUGUCGGUCAACUGUCAAUUGACUUUUGGCCGAAUGUCGAUGGAUUGCUCUCAAUGCACUUAUUAGGGGUAAGAUAAGCGAUUUCGCAACACCAACUUCGUAAAGAUUACCUGAACCACGCCACCACCUUGGACAACAUUGAGUGAUUAUUUUUGUUGCCGCACUGACAAAGGAUCAAUCGAUAGAUAGUACACCAGAAAAAUUUUAAACAUCUUAAUUUCAUUUUGAAUAAUUUUUUUUCUUUAUCAAGAAUUCCCUCAGUCUUUUUCUAAAAUCAGCCAAGUGUUUAUCCAAAUUAACAUUAAAUGUUUUCUCUUCCACAGGUCAGCAGACCCGUGAUGUCCACUGUGUAAGAGACGAUGAUAUGACCCCUGCGAGUGCUAGUUGCUGUGGAGAAGAUUCAAAACCUGAUGAAAUACAGCUUUGUUUUGAGUAAGUCACUGAGGUGGAAAAAGAUGCAUAAUAGAAAUGAAGAUGUUUUAUGAUAAUGCAUCAGAUUUUUGUGGACUUUGCAUAUUCUCCAUAAUUUUUUUCUUCUUGAUGUUGUUUAUAUCGAUUUUAAUGCGUUUUUGCUUUUAUGUUUGUUUGUUAUGAGCGUGACAAUGUCAUUUUUGUAAUUAAGUGGGUGGGAAAGUUGGUAAAUUUUAAGCUCGUUCGUCAAAUUAAAGAAAAAAAUGUUUCAACUUUCUCAUUCUAUUUACUUGCAUGGCGCUUUCCACGUCUACUCUAUCUAUCUCUCGUCUAUAUCAACAGCUUAACUCAUCAUUCGAGUUCUGCCUGUGGAAGGAAUUUCGUAGAGCAAAUUUGAUCUAACGAAUUUGCGCUCCGAUGCCGUCUCACGCUCGUGGCAAAACGAACAUCUUUAUUUAAAUCAGAUCUUCUCCCUAUUUUUCUAUCAACGACUCAGAUGGCACGUUUCAAACUGGCAGGCUUGUACGAAGACAUGUGGACGAGGAAACCAAUCACGAUCAGUUGUUUGUCGCGCAAGAGUUACUGACACUGACUAUCAAAUCGAGUUCGACGAAGUUUGUAACGCCACCAAAAAACCGAUCGAAACACGCUUCUGUAAUGAGAUAAACUGUCCUGCGUCCCGAACAACUCACUGGACAAAGGUAUGACAUGAUUUCACUUUUUAUACUAACGGCACACUAGGGCUCUCUAGUUGUCCAACAGUGUUUUCUACUAAACAAUGAGCUAUUUUUUAAAAAGAGUUUAAAAGCUAACGUUUGGAGCGUUAGCAUCAGGGCUAACGCUCCAAACGUCAGCUUUUAAGAUGUUUACGGUGGCCAAUUUACGUUACCAACUCAGUUGAUGUUGCUGAAUUACCCUGUUAUACUCUCCCACCAACGCAACACCACAGUUUCUUUAGAAACUUACCCCUUUUUUCAGUAAGCCACUUUGUUCUUUAUUGCGUUGUGUCUCUUUCAGGGGGCUAGGUAGUUCUUUCCGACAAGCGCUUUUUUAUUCAAACAUUUACGAUUUAUGAAGGGCCUUGAACUAUAUAUCUACUAUGCUUUUGUAGCAGUACAUUUGCGCUAAAUAUGCCCAUACUAGAUAUUUUAUCCACAUUCUAACAUUCGUCAAUAUGAAAUUGAGAUAAAAAUGGAGUAGAAAUGUCAAUUGUCGUAAGCUUUCCGGCAAGCCCAGUCAUUUAAUCGUGAUAAGUAUAGAAUAACUUUGAACAUUUCGGAAGUUUGAAGCUAACAGCCUAAAAUUGGAGAGUUAUAAUUAGCACUUUUGGAUUUCAAGCUUCCUUCUCCCCCUUGAUCAUCAAGAGAAGACUUUUGAGGCCUUUUCUCCCUCAUUCGUCAAUAAAACUAUUCCUUUUAACACACAAUCACUUCUGUUUUGGGUGACUUAGAUUUAUUGAAAUUAUUUUUUAACGCAUUUCAUAGUGUUCUACAGUCUGCCUUCCUGGGGUCCGAAAAAACUACACAAAAUGUUCACGCAUCAAUGCCCUGGGAGAAAGCGAAGAGGUGUCAGACAUACAAUGCGUUUAUGAAGGUAGCGCUCCUCCAUCUGCCAAUGAAACAUGCAAUGAUGACAACCCUUGUAAAAGUAAGUUAUCUCUGGCACUCUAGAGAACUGUUCUGAGACCUGAGAUCUGUAGGUUUGUAGUUUGCCGAAAAUCGAGCAAUCUCCCUGUCUUUCUUGGUUUUUUGUGCAUCCAGCAUUUCUUAACUAUUUGUCAUGUUGACUCUCCUAUCUUAGUCACACACUUUGUUUUUAACCUAAGUGAAGCUGGGCAUAGUAAGGUUAAUUGGAAUACUUGCAAUAAUUCUAAAUAUCAUCAAUGCAAAAACCUUUGAACGUAAAACGUUUGGCCCGAAAUGUAAAUCGGAACCUCUCAAAAAUAUGGACUUUUGUUCAAAAGGAAAAAAACCUUGAAUUUUUCCGCCGGUUUAACGAAUUACGAGUUAAUGAAUUAAACUCUGCCAAAUGCCACACUUGGUCAAAUAUCGAGCCUGAUAGGCCAGAACUUGGCAGCAUUCGAGCUGGGAGGCAGUUCUCUUUAUAAGAGACUGUGGGUUAAAAAUCUAGUGCCGGUCUAGGUUCAUUUGAUCACUUGAUGACUGAAUGCUCUCAGCCUGAACUUUCGCAUCGCUUUUUUCAUGUUUACAAGCCUACAAGCGCAUCUCAGACCUUAACAUUCGAAGAAAAUACAACAAUGGGAGAGAAACUUCAUUUAAUCCAGUCUUGAUUAUUUUCUCCUAUAAUACCUGUAGAGCAUGCGAUCGGCUGUUUUAAGACUCCUUCUGGCUUAUUCUCAAAGACCCUUGGUGACUUCAGAGCAGAGGCUAAGACAGAUCCGAACCAGGCCGUCAUGCAGUGCGGCGAAUUAGCACAUAGGAAUGGUUACCGUGUGUUCGCCCUUGGCUUUGAUGGUUUGUGCAUGUCAGGCGCGGACGCAAAAAACAAAUACUACAAACACAAACAGCCUGGAAGAAAAACUGAUGCAGAUAAAUGCUCGGGAGUUAUUGGACAGGGGCCAUUCAGUGUUGUUUAUUCCUUUGGUAAUGACGUGGUUUCCUUUUAUUAAUUUGUUCUAACAGUUUUGGUGUAUUCAAAGUUAUAGGCUGAACCUGUAAUCCGAAGUCAACUAGAAAGAACACAGAAGGCGACAAUGGGUUUGUUGCAAAGCAACUAAAACAUCACUCAAAUAGACAAAAAUAUCCUUCUUCUUUUCUCUUAAAGUAAAACCAUUGCACCAUACACUACAAGUCACAUUCUCAAUUUAUUGCUUUAACACAAAUCCGUCAUUGUGCCUGCAGAUCCGUUGCCAGAGUAUGAACCAGUUGGAUGCUUCAAAGACAAGACAGGUGACCGCGCGAUGUCAGAUAACUACGCAAAUUUCCGAUUCUUCAUCGACUGGCACAACUUGAACUCUACAAUCCGCCAGUGCGCACUCGUUGCCCGAGAUAAAGGCUACAAGUACUUCGCAGUUCAAUUUUACGGAGAAUGCUGGUCCUCUCCAGACGCUGCAGAGACUUAUAACAGGCAUGGUCCACAAAAAGAUCUGAAGAAAUGCCGGGCGGGUGUGGGAGCUCUCUUUACAAACUAUGUUUAUCGAUUCAAACAGGUGAGUUUACUCCAGCUUCUUUUAACAUAUUGAGCACAAUCUAUAAUUCUAAACCCUGGCUGAAACGGGUCGAUAGGUCGUUUUCCAAUUGAUAUUUUGGGGUCAGGAAAAGUCAGGCUUUGUAGGAAGGAGAGAAAAUAUUUCUUUUCCCAACCUUCUGCUUUUGGGCACCACGACAUCAUUUGUUUGUCGGUCGAACGCGCGUGAUGUAACCCCACAUACCUUGAGGAAAAAUAACACCAACCAGUCAAGGCGGGAGUACUUCUCUUGAACACCUUAUAUAGAAUUAGGCACAUUUACGAGGGCUUUAUUUCAUUCUCUUAUUUUCUUGCAGAUAAAAACCAGAAAAACUGAGCCAGACCAUGACUCGUCUUCAAACAUUGUGGACAAUAACAAUGCUAAUAUCAUAGCCAAAUAGUGAUUUCGAAGUUGUCACUGUCAUAGUACAUAUGUUUAAUAUAAUUCACGAAGCAGAGCUAGGAUUAGCCGCUCUAGAGAAUUUAGCAGAGAAAAUUAGGUUUUAAAUGUCAACGCUUUUAGAAAACUUAUGUAGAACGAUCUUGUUGGGGUCUUUAAAGGCAUCAAGCGCUAAUAAAAAAAAAGAAAAAGAACGUUUUACCUGGGAGUCUCAUUAUUUUACACUCUAGUUAAGGCCACG
This is a messenger RNA of Pocillopora meandrina, 21161 nucleotides long. Lineage: Eukaryota; Metazoa; Cnidaria; Anthozoa; Scleractinia; Pocilloporidae. The record is from the annotation of a GenBank genome assembly.